AUGAAUUCCAUAUCAAGUUUUGUUUCAACUUUGCUGCCAACAUUUUCUGUUACCAAAACUUUGAGUCAUGAAAUUAAUACAACUUCUUUGUUUUAUUCAACUACCAAGUUGGCGAAUCAUUCCAUAUCUGAUGUAGACAAGUGCACAAAUCCACUCGUAACUUUGGAUAUCACCUUACCACCAACCUCCCCAGAUCCCAAGUUAAAUCUGAGUCAGGCUUUUCAGAAUUACUGGGUUAUAACUGUGAUCAAAGUGCAUCUUGAUAUCAACAUCAGUGCAGUGGCUUUCCGUAGUGAAAUGGAACAUAAUCUUGCUCAGGCAUAUGUUGAAGCUUAUCAAAGAGGUGAACGCAUUCUCAAUGGAACAUACCAGCCUCUCAGGAAAAAACGUUUUGCACUUGUGAAAGAUGUUGCAUUACAGAUGAUAAAUAUCACUCGUUCACAAACUACUUCCUCCAAUAAUGUCACUUUGGUUUAUUAUAUGGAGAAGAGAGGAAAACCUGUACCUGCAAUUAGUGCUGUCAGACACUUGUUGCUUCUGCAGCCACAAGAACUUGCUAUCUACCUGAAACAUGUUGUUGUUCUUUCUGCUGAAACUUAUUUAAAGCUACCCAACCCAGAGCCAUCCAAGGACUGGAUCAUUGGAGCUGUUCUUGGAACUUUGCUAUCCGCCUUAUUCCUUAUUUGGUGUAUUCUUUUCAUCUAUUUCAAGUGUUUCCGCAUGCGUCCAGCAAAAUCUACACACUCAAAAUCAGCUACUCCACAACUUAUGUUCAGUACUUCAAUGCAGGAUAUAAACACUGACACAAGUGAAGCAACUUUGAUACGAGAAGAAAAGCAAAUUGAAAGACAGUCUUCCCUGCUCAAGAAGAAGGGUCUCAAGAAACAGACAUACAGUGUGGCUUUGCAAAAAGUUGGCAGGAAAAGCAACAAAGAAUUCGGGAAAAGAAGAGAAGGAUCGGUAAAGGAUGCAGGUGUAGGGAAGAAAAAAGUGAAAUCUGUUAAAAAGACCGUCAAUGGAAAAACUGGUAAAAAUACUGAAAUGCAACCUGAUGCUGAAAUUAAUGUGGUUAAUGACUGUCAGAAACAAAAUGGCUGUGUUGUUAUGGAACAGAAUGAAUACCUAAAAGAAAAUGACAAUUACUCUGAUUAUGAAAUUGAACCGCCUAGAGUUCAAAUGCUUCCACCGCUUUCAAUUAAUGGUUGCACCAGUAGUGAACGGUUAUCUCCCUUUCAUUAUGUAAAUUUGCCACCAAUACAACAUAAUUUCAGCCUCACAGCUUCCAGACAAGAGGCUGAUGAUGAAUUGCGACAUCAAGCAGAUCAUCUAAGACGUAUUCAGAAACAAAGGCUGAAAGAAGAAAGACGUAAAAUGAGACAUGUUGAACUGUAUCAGAACAGUCCGCACUACUUUUUGAAUCAUGGUCAAGACAUGGAGGUUGAAAGUAAUCUAAGGAAAGACGUUGUAGAUGACUGCUACCCAGAAGAGUCCAGAAGAGGGUCAAGACGAAGACGGUACAAAAGGCGAGAGAAACACGAUUUGAGUUCACAAGAAGACAGCAGUUUGAAUGAUGCAUAUGAUGAUGGUGAGGAGACAUGGGCAAAUCAGCCUGAAACUCUACAAAAAACACGAGAAAAGAUGCACAAACUAUUGGACGAUGCUUUCCAGCUGAUAGCAAAGCAUGAAAGAAAAAAGAUAUCACCUGCCAUAACAUCUGUGAAUUCUGGUUAUACCCGAAGAAGUUCCAUUGUAAAGAGAAGAACUCGUCGGCAAAGAACCAAUCUCUUGGAAACACCUCCAGUUUCUUGUUACAGAAAAUCCUCCCCAUCAGAUUCAGCUCCUGAAGAAAAACUGGAUCGUCUACACACACCGUUGUUCCUUCAUAAACGUUAUUCUCCAUGUAACCAUCACCGAGUGAACCCUGCAAUUCCUCCCCCAUGGAAUGCAGCUGGAGAUGAGGCUGCUAAAAUUGCUGCUGAACAUCAAGCAUGGAGUUCUCCCUAUGUGUCUCCACGGUUGAACAGGUCAAAGAUAUUGAAUCCAUCUGAUCCAAGAGAAGAAAUGUGCCUUCCUACCAUCAGGUACCCAAGUGACCACAACCUGGUGGACUUUGGUUAUCAGCCAUCCUUUUCAUUCAAUCGGACAAGACUUUCCUCCCAGCUUUCUCCCUAUGCCUCUUCCAGACAAAUGUUCAACAACAGACAUUCAGAAUAUCAUUCUGUGGACAAUUCAGAUGAAAUGCCUGCCAGUUUGUUCCAGUCAGCUACACCUUAUUAUCCCUCAAACAUUGAAAAUAAUAUUGAACUGAAUACAUUUGAGCCUCCCUCAUUUGCCAAACACCUUUCACGUUCACCAGGAUCAUCAAAAACAAGCCCCAUAGAUGAUGAAAUUGAUGCCAUUCACAAGAACAUAAAGCAGGAGUCUUCUCCACAACCACUCAUCCAGUCAAUACGAGAAGAACUAAUGAGACUAUCCAAUGAGAAAGGAGAAAGAAAUUCUCUCCGAUCUAGGAUUGUUCUUGAUUGA
Messenger RNA from Acanthosepion pharaonis, 2526 nucleotides. The record is from the annotation of a GenBank genome assembly. Lineage: Eukaryota; Metazoa; Mollusca; Cephalopoda; Sepiida; Sepiidae.